This is a messenger RNA of Planococcus citri (citrus mealybug), 2816 nucleotides long. RefSeq names its product speckle-type POZ protein-like. The coding region runs from base 920 to 2056 and encodes 378 amino acids. Lineage: Eukaryota; Metazoa; Arthropoda; Insecta; Hemiptera; Pseudococcidae. Gene Ontology annotation, cellular component: nucleus; cytoplasm. The transcript has 2 exons. Gene Ontology annotation, biological process: proteasome-mediated ubiquitin-dependent protein catabolic process; regulation of proteolysis. The record is from RefSeq and is a predicted model, not a curated record. Gene Ontology annotation, molecular function: ubiquitin protein ligase binding.
AGUUGCCUAAACAGAUAAUAUAAGAGGUGAAAAAUUAAAUACUUAUUGAUGAUGAAAGCUCUGUACUUAUUCUGUAUUUGAAAAUUAAUUUUUUUAAGAUUUAAAAUUUAGAAGGAAAAUGAUGGGAUGAUCAUUUUUCAAAAUUGAACCGUUGUUAUUGAAAAAUUUUGAAUUUGAACCCAGGAUUGCGUUCAUUUUUCCUGAGAAUAAUUCAAAAUUUAGGUAAACAAAUAGUAAUUUAAAAAAAUAAAAUGAAAAAUUAUUCUCAAAACUUGGUGUAAAAAAUUUAAAUAAAAACAUGAAAUGUACAGUAAAAUUGAAAGAUGAAUAUCUCAUUGAGUAUUAAAGCUAAAAAUUUUGUUGAUACAUCAUUGGAAGAAAAAGCAUGAAAUUUUCUUUUAAAAACAAUAAUAAAAAAUUAAUGCUGUCGAUCUACACACUGAGUAAAUUUAAUUUAAAGUUUACCUGCUGAAAGUGUUGAAAAAACAGUAAAAAUACACCAACGUUUGGAGAUUUUGAGGGAGAAUCUUAUUCCAUUGCAUCUGCUUAUAAAAUGUACAUAUAUGAGACUUGAAAAGUGCGACAGUCACCUUGUAGGAGCAGGUUAUACGUACACUGAGAAGGAAAUUUUUGUCAGGUUAUCCAUAAAAAUUUUCUCAACUCUAUGGCACGGGACACCGAAAUCGGAAAAAUACGUACACGUAGGUAAACAAUUUUUCGCGCGUUAUUUCAUACUUCACAUUCGACAUUAUAGUAUAUGUACUUACCUUGAGGUUUUUCGAUGCGCAAUAAUAUUUUUCUUAAAAUGAAAGAAUUCUGUUACAAGUUUCUAUUUCUAAUUCGGUAGUUCAAAGCGAACUAAAUCUGAGCGAUUAUUACUUCAUUAUUCUUGUUCAAAGCUCAAAAAUUUGAUUUUAACAUGUCGAACAGAAAUUCAUCUACCGGAUCACAACUCACAAGUGCUAUUGGUAUAUCAAAUCGUAACAUAAAUAGAUCUUCUAAACUCGAGAACCGUCGCAACAGGAAUCGUAGUAUGAAAACUUGCAAUUUAUCGUGGAAUAUUGAUAGUUUAACGGCAUCGAGAUUUACUCGUACUUCAUCUCCUGUAUUUUCAUCUGUAGAUGACGAUUUAAAGUGGCAUUUAGAAUUUUUAGACUGUUUGGGUUCGUCUCAGUCCAUUUCGAUUAUUUUGAUUUUUAAUCACGAAAAAGGAUUUUUCAAAAAGUAUAACUCUAUAUCAGGGGACGCGGAAUUGUCUUUUAUGAGGUCUGAUGGUUCUGGUAACGUUCAGAAGAAGAAAAAAAAUUUUGAAAUCCACAAUACCGGUGACGAUACACAGGUAUUGCCCUCUAUACGUUUUUCGGGUUUUGUUGAUACCAAUACUCGGGUACGUCAAGGUAACCAGCUGAAAAUUGUUUGCAAGGUCACCUAUACAACGACUGAAAAAAAAAUACGUAAAAAUCCUUUUCACGGGCUCUCUGACGACUUGGAAUAUUUACUUUUUAAUAAACAAUUCAGCGACGCAAUCGUAAAGGUCAAAGGUAAAGAAUACCCUGUUUUUAAAGGUAUUUUAGCUGCUCGUAGUCCCGUUUUUGAAAGGAUGUUUCGAGAAGAUAAUGGCAUGCUAUUAGAGAACACAACAAAUAUUGUCGAGAUUUCGGACUUUAGUCCAGAAGUUAUUGAAGAGAUGUUACGUUUUAUUUACACCGGAAAGGUUGAAAAAUUGGAAAAAUUGGUUAACCAAUUGCUACACGCAACAGAUAAGUAUCAAUUGGAAGGUUUGAUGGAAAUUUGCGAAGAUAUGUUAUCUAAGCAGUUGUCGAAGGAUAAUGUGAUCAAUACUUUGAUACUGGCUUAUAAUCAUAAUGCGGAUUGGCUCAAAAUGGAAGCCCUUCAAUUUAUAAAAUUAAAUUUGCAUCCCGCAGAUCUCAAUAGGGACUCUGAAAUUUGGGAAGUUUUAACUUCAAAUCGUGAUUUGAUGAAGGAUUUGAUUGAUGUUCUUCUAACAAAUAAAGAUUUAAAGCAACGCAAUAUAUUUUCCGAUUUGUUUUUGUAGCACUCCGAUUAUAAAUGUAGGUACCUUGGCAAAAUCAUUUUACGUUUCAGAAAAUUUCCUUUUAAAUAAGCACAAAAUAUUAUUUUUGUAUUCUGCCUUAAAAUUCAUAUUUUCAGUUUUCACACAUGCAUUUUGAUUAUUAUUGCAUUUUGAGAAUCGCAACACAAUGUUGCAGAUGAAAACAUUGUCUGUUUUUUUGACGAUGAUGAUAUCGAUGAUGGAUGGAAUGAUGAUGAAGAUUGAAUUAAAGAUUAAACCUCGAUUUUGUUUCUUUUUUCGACGAUUAAAAUAGAAUUUUAAUUCAAAAAAUUUGUUCCGUUCUGCGAAUAGUGUGUGUAAUUUUAGGAAACAAAACCCAACGAUAUAUAUACCUAGCCAUUUUUGUAAUGUGCUUGUCAAGACCAGUGAUACGAUACCCAUUUUGAAUUCGAAUAUUUUCGAAUAUUUUUAGGUUGUUUAAAUAUUUUGAAAACAUUUCACUCCAAAAAAUCGAAUAAUAUAAUAUUCAAUAUUUUACCUCGAGUGAGAGUAUAAGUAUUUGGGUCGUCCUAAGUUAUAAUAAAUGUAUUACCGUAGUGCUUUAAUAUUACUUUCUCAAAUAUUGAUAUCGUUGAAAAUUUUUUAAAACACACAUUGUUUGUCUUUUAUAGUUACCUAGUAAUUUCAUUUGUAAAUUUAAUUUAUAAGUACCUACGAGCUUGAAUCAGCGUUUUUUUAUUUUAAUAUUUCUCUAAUGUAAGUGGGUAUUAUUUAGAAUUAA